UCGUCGCUCGCUAGGCUGGUCGGCGACGUGGCGGCGAUGGCGGCGGAGGAGAGGAUGAGCGUCUACAGGGCGUCGAGGAGCAUCAAGAGGAUGGAUAAUUCACUCUACAACGCGUUGCGCUCCAUCUACGAGGACUCCACCUUCGUGGCCGAGAUCGCCGGACUGUGGCCGAGCCUCCCGCUCGUCGCAAAUCUCCGCUGCGGCCUCUGGUACGCCCCCCGAUUCGAGGCCACCUGCUACUUUAAGUCCACCGACGGGCACACCAACAACUGGUGCUUCAGCACCUCGCGCCUCAACCUCCACCUCGCCCGACUCGCUGGACAGAGAGGAGGGUGUCUUAUAGUCGAUUCGACGAGGAAGGGAAAACGCUUUCCAGAUAGCAUGUCAAAGACAAUUCCAAUAUGGGCAUGUGUGAUAAAUUGUGCCAUCAAGAAUUAUCUGCAGAGGAUGCUUGGUGAUAACCACCAAGGUCAGGAACUGGAAUCUAAUAUUUCCUCCAAUGAGACUUCUGACAUGAGGCUCAAAUCUGCUGACUGGGAUUGCUCCUUGCAUCUUCCGAUAUGGGUCUCAAACUCUGAGAAAGCAAUUAUAGAGACACACCUUCAAGAGUGGACCGUGCUGUUGGAAGCUUGCGGUGCUGAUAUUAGUUCUCUUGCGUCAAACUUGAGAAAGCCCCUUCGUCCAUUAUGGAUUUCUCAAAAGACUCUCAUUUGGUUGAAUGAAAUUCCUGAUCAUGAUUCUUGGGAGUUCAUACCACUCAUCCUGGUCUCAGCGUCAGCAUCAGAUGGAAUAUCUCAGUCAAGAACAAGCUCAGGAUUUAGCUGGCAUUAUAUUCCAGGAGCUGGAGAUGAUGAAGAGAGCUGGGCUCGAGGCCUGUCACCUGACCUGUUUUGGAAGCAUGCAUUCGAACUUAUAGAUACUGGGCCUGAACUUUGCAAUCGACAAGUUGCUGAAAUUGUUGAAAAAGAAAGAGUAUAUCUUGCACAAAGGGGCAAAUAUUCUCCUCAAGUAACACUCAAGACGGGGAAAUCAUCGACAAUCAAUCAUCCUAUUUCUCUCGAAGAACCUAAUAUUGUUAGUGAGUUGAUGGAGACUGAAUUUUCCAUCAACUCCAUGAGUACAAUAUCAUCCUGCAAAGAACAUACUAUAUUUUGGCUUGGUUUGACUAAUGUUGCAGUGAGCACAACCUCACAUGUCUUUAAUGCAUCUGAUGAUGUUGACUGUGUAUUGAACUGUGACAGCAACUCAGGAUCAUUUUCCUUUCCAUCAGCCAGUUCCCAAUUGCAUCUACCUAUAGUGACUUCAAAAGUGGAUCGGUUCUCCUUGAUCAGGAAUCUUCCUUCUGCAAUUGAUUUUGCAAAGCUAAACUUGAGUAGAGGAAGAAAACUACUAGUCUGUUGUCAUAAUGGAGAAGACAUCAGCAUAUGUGUGUGCCUUGCUAUCUUAAUGUCCUUUUUUGAUGAAAAAGGAUCUUUUGAUGGCGGCAAUUCAUUCAUGCAUACCACAAUAACCAAGUGGGAUGUGAGGAGAAGGUUGGUCUUCAUUUGCAAAUUUGCCACAAGCGCACGUCCAUCAAGAGGGAAUUUGAAGCAGGUUUUUGGUUUUCUUAGUAGAGAACAAGAAUCAGCCAUCAUUGCGGAGUCUGCUCUUGAUGCCACUUGAUCCUGCUGCAACUAAUGCCCCUUGUGGAGCACCACCAAGCAGUCUCCUCCACAAGAUGACUUCCGAAGGCCAUGAUCCUGUAAAUGCUCUGGAAACAAUUCUUGGCAGCCAUACAACUAUUUGGUUGAGAAGUUGUAUAGGUAUUGCUACUAACUUGAGAAAGGAACAUCUCCUCUCCUUGUGUGUGGUAAAGGGUUUAGUCCAGAGGUGAUAUAUGUUUAGUCUAUUCAAAGAGGGAGAGGAGGAAUCCAGAUAGGCGCACCUUCAUGCUGGCAUCAAAACAGAAGCUUUUAAUUCCUUACAAUUGCCAUGCAUGUCACAUCCAUGGAGGCAUCAGAUAGGUAAGAUGCACCCUAAGCCGGUAGGGCAUUUGACAUUGCCCUCAAUCAGUACUGUUCUCGAUGGAAACCAUGUCUUUUUCUAACAUUAUUGUACCUUCUAUUCUUAUGGACACCUAAGGAGCCUUAUUAUUGA
Molecule: messenger RNA, 2136 nt
Organism: Musa acuminata subsp. malaccensis (wild Malaysian banana)
Lineage: Eukaryota; Viridiplantae; Streptophyta; Magnoliopsida; Zingiberales; Musaceae
Biological process (GO): charged-tRNA amino acid modification
Cellular component (GO): cytoplasm
Molecular function (GO): tRNA adenosine(64)-2'-O-ribosylphosphate transferase activity
Source: RefSeq, a predicted model, not a curated record